UCCGGCGUCCUCCUCGUGGCGGUAGUUUUGGCUGCUGUGAGCUCUACGUGCUGGGUCACGGACUCCUGAGGUCGGGUGGAGACUGAGGGGGCCGAGAAGGCGCGAGGGGAGGCGCUGACCCCGCCGCGCAGACUGGCGUCCGCGACUCCUCAACGCCGCCCGGGCUGCCCCGCGCCGGGGCCGGGACGGGGACCGCUGGCCCGGGUGUCCGCUCCGCCCAGAGUCAGAUGGCGGCGACCGCGCGCAGGGACCCGGCUCAGAGUUGUGUGACUUUCGAGGACGUGGCCGUGUACUUCUCCCAGGAGGAGUGGGGGCUCCUUGAUGAGGCUCAGAGGUUCCUGUACCACGACGUGAUGCUGGAGACCUUUGCACUUACAACAUCCCUGGAUUGUUGGUGUGGAGCAGAGAAUUUUGAAGUACCUUCUGAGCAGAGUGUUUCUGUAGAAAGAGUGUCACAGGUCAGGACUUCUAAGACAGGUUCAUCAAUCCAGAAGACUCAUCUCUGUGAGAAUUGCGUCCCAGUCUUGAAAGACAAUUUGCAACCUUCUGAGCUCCGAGCGGCAUAUUCUGGGCAGACAUCAUACUUGGGUGGGGUGACCAGAGGCUUCUGGUUUGGUGCAAACCUUCACCAGUAUCAAAAGCAUGAGAGUGGAGAGAAAAUGUUCAAAAUGGACAUGGACAGUGCCUUGUUAGUGACGAGCUGCAGAUUCCACGUGUCAGCGAGGCCCUUUGCCAGUGGGGAACGUGGAAAGGACUUUCUAGCUCCCUCAGGCCUUCUCCAGCACCUGGAUAUGCCCAAUAGCGAGAAGCCCCAGAGCAGCAUUGAGUGUGGGGAGCCCUUUACCAGCGGAAUAAGUCACAAGUGGAUCAAAUGCAGGAGAGCUUUCAGCAACACUCACACUCUUGACCACCAGAGAUUCCACGAUGGAGAAGGUCUUGACGAAUGUAGCAAAUGUGGAAAAGACGUCAGCUCAGCGUGUGAGACUUCCAACUCCUUCACACCCUUGUCAGUGCCUGAUUAUUUUUGUGGGAUAGACAAUGAAGAGGCCCCUUCUGGACAGAAUGUUUCUCUGGGAAGAACACCACCAAGCAGGACUUCGGGGCCAAAUCUAUCCACCCAGAAGCUUCACCUCUGUGAGAUGUGUGUUCUUGUCAUGAAGGAUAUUUUGUACCUGGCUGAGCUUCAGGGAACACAUACCAGGCAGAAAUCCUACACAUGUGUGGCAUGUGGGAAAUCAUUCUGUUUCAGUGCAGAUCUUCGCCAACACCAGAAUGAGCACGGUGGGAAAAAGCCCUAUAGCAAGGACAUGGACAGGGCUUCCUUUGCGAAGACCUAUAGAGUCCAUUCAUUAGGGAAGCCUUUCACCUGUGGGGAGGUUGAAAAGGACUUCCUGGCCAGUGUGGACAGUGCUGUGAGUAUACACAGCAGUACUAAGUGUGAGGAAGUCUUUCGCACUGGAAAAAGUUCUUACAGAUGUGGCGAAUGUGGAAAAGCCUUCUGUCGUAAACAUACCCUUGUUCGGCAUCAGGGAAUUCACACUGGAGAAGGACUGUUUAAGUGCAGUGACUGUGGGAAAACCUUCAGCUACAAGCAUACAUUUGUUCAGCAUAAGACAGUCCACGCUGGAGUAAAGCCUUUUGAGUGCAGUGAAUGUGGAAAGGCCUUCGGGUUCAAGUAUAAACUUGUUCAGCACCACCGUACUCACACUGGAGAAAGGCCUUAUGUGUGUAGUGAAUGUGGGAAAGCUUUUGGGUGCAAAUCCAAACUUGUUCGGCACGAGAGAAUUCACACCGGAGCAAGGCCUUAUGAGUGUGCUGAAUGUGGCAAAUAU
Molecule: messenger RNA, 1832 nt
Organism: Neofelis nebulosa (Clouded leopard)
Lineage: Eukaryota; Metazoa; Chordata; Mammalia; Carnivora; Felidae
Product: zinc finger protein 530-like
Exons: 5
Biological process (GO): negative regulation of transcription by RNA polymerase II
Molecular function (GO): DNA-binding transcription repressor activity, RNA polymerase II-specific
Source: RefSeq, a predicted model, not a curated record